GGCAGUUAGGAGAAAGUUAACGGUUCAGGAACACCGAAUGUAUGUUAUACGCAUUGCACCUGGGGAAACUUUCGUCUUUGUAAGUGUUUGGAAGAUACUUGGGCGUUUUUUAUUUGGUGGAUAAAUGUAGAGCAGUGUACAUAAUUUUCGGGUGUAGCAUAAAGAGGAGUGUAAUGUAUUUUUCUUAAUAUUUCAGUUACAGAAACGUUUUUAGCGUACCAUUAAAGUGUGUGCGCGUGUUAGCUAGUGAUGUAUUUUCCCUUCUGACGCCUAAAAAUCAAAAUUUUACUUUAACAUAACGACGUUUAGGACGUUAGUAAAUUAAAUGAGUUUGUGACGCGCUUGUUAGUCAGAGCAGUCAAGCCCCCUGGAGUCUCCUCCUGUCCCUCUGACGUCAUACAGAGUUUAUGAGCGGCUCGCGGGGUUCCGCACUCACCAUCCGUCUGUCGGCAUGAAGAGCGCGCGCACCCUGCAGCAGCUCUCGCUAACAGUGAAGCGGAGCCUUCAUCAUCAUCAUCAUCGUCCUCCUCCUCUGCAUCGCUCCGUGGGAAUUAUCGGAGCGCCUUUCUCCAAGGGCCAGUCCAAGGAUGGAGUGGAGUGCGCACCGAACAAGUUACGAGCAGCAGGACUCCUGGACCGUCUACAGCAACAGGGAUGCGCCGUGAAGGACUACGGGAACCUGACGUUUGAGAACGUCGCACUUGACGAGCCGGUCAAUGGGUCAAAAAGUGUCCGGACGGUGGGAAGUGCCAACCAGAGGUUGUCGGAGGCGGUGAAGGCAGUGAAAAGGGAUGGGCACACCGCCAUGAUCCUUGGAGGAGACCACAGUCUCGCCAUUGGCUCCAUCCACGGUCACACUGCAGCCGUCGGUCCAGUGAGCGUCGUUUGGGUCGAUGCCCACGCCGACAUCAACACGCCGCUGACCUCAAACACAGGAAACGUCCAUGGGCAGCCCAUGUCAUACCUCCUGUACGAGUUGCAGUCAAAGCUCCCCCCGUUGCCAAACUUUUCCUGGAUGAAGCCCUGUGUGUCGUCCCGGGAUCUUGUCUACAUCGGCUUGAGAGACGUGGAUCCGGCGGAGCACUACAUCAUGAAAUUGUUGGCGGUGAAGGCGUUCUGCAUGACACAGGUGGAUCAGCUGGGCAUGGCCAGAGUUAUGGAGGAGACGUGUGAUUACCUGUGGGACAGAGCAAAGAAACCGAUCCACCUGAGCUACGACAUCGACGCCAUCGACCCUUCCAUUACCCCAGCAACAGGAACACCUGCGGUAGGAGGGCUCACCUACAGAGAGGGGGUUUACAUCACAGAGUACCUCUAUCAGACAGGUCUGCUCUCAGCUGUGGACAUGGUGGAGGUGAACCCUCUGAGGGGACGGACGGAGGACGACGUCCGCUCUACCGUCAGCACGGCGGUCGACCUGCUGCUCGGAUGUUUCGGACGUCGCCGGGAAGGAAACCACCCGCCGGAUUAUUCCCUGCCAGAGCCGUAACAAGGACAAUUCCUGUCUGUCUGCCAGGAGCCCGAACGCAUCACACUGAGAAAUCCUUCACUAUGAAUGUAACUGCUGCUAUGAGGCCUCGAGGUGGUCAUCUUCCAAUGAGUUUUAAGAACCCAAUCAGUUCACUCAACUUAAAAAUGCACAAAUUAUGGCACAUGUAUAAACUUUUAAUUAUGUAUUGUCGAUUUAUCGUUUUAUCUA
Messenger RNA from Poecilia reticulata (guppy), 1699 nucleotides. NCBI's taxonomy places the organism in Eukaryota, Metazoa, Chordata, Actinopteri, Cyprinodontiformes, Poeciliidae. The record is from RefSeq and is a predicted model, not a curated record.